AUGCUAAUGCCCCUGAGUGGGUUCCUCUGGUGGUGGUGGUGCUGCUGCUGCUGGUAUUGCUGUGGAGGGUGUUACCAGGCUCCCCAGAUGUUGCGCCACCAGGGUCUCCUCAAGUGCCGAUGUCGCAUGCUCUUCAAUGACCUGAAGGUCUUCUUGCUUCGGCGCCCACCGCCGACCCAGCUGCCCAUGCACGGUGACCCCCAGCCCCCUGGCUUGGCAGCCAACAACAACACCCUCCCAGCCCUGGGUGCUGGUGGAUGGGUCGGUUGGAGGGGUCCUCGAGAGGGGGCCGGCGGGGAGAUUCCUCCUCUGCCACCUCCGCCACCCUUGCCACCCUCUUCUGCAGAGGACGACUGGGGUGGCCAGGUUGUGGAGCCACCUGCCUCCUUGCUCAGCAGCACCUCCUCAGAUGACUUCUGUAAGGGGAAGGCUGAGGACCGCUAUUCACUUGGCAGCAGCUUGGACAGUGGCAUGAGGACCCCCCUCUGCAGGAUCUGCUUCCAGGGUCCUGAACAGGGGGAGCUGCUGAGUCCCUGUCGCUGCGACGGGUCAGUCAAGUGUACACACCAGCCCUGCCUGAUCAAGUGGAUCAGUGAGAGGGGCUGCUGGAGCUGUGAAUUGUGUUACUACAAGUACCACGUCAUUGCCAUAAGCACAAAGAAUCCUCUGCAGUGGCAAGCCAUUUCUCUGACGGUCAUUGAGAAGGUCCAGAUUGCAGCAGCCAUCCUGGGUUCUCUUUUCCUCAUUGCCAGCAUCUCUUGGCUCAUCUGGUCCACCUUCAGUCCUUCGGCCAAAUGGCAGCGCCAGGACCUCCUCUUCCAGAUCUGCUAUGGGAUGUAUGGCUUCAUGGACGUGGUGUGCAUAGGCCUGAUCAUCCACGAGGGGCCAUCCGUGUACCGGAUCUUUAAAAGAUGGCAGGCUGUGAACCAGCAAUGGAAAGUGUUGAACUAUGACAAGACAAAGGACAUCGAGGACCAGAAGGCCGGGGGCAGGACAAACCCCAGGACCUCCUCAUCCACACAGGCCGACGCCGCCGCCCCAGAGGAGGAGGCGGUGGGCAACCCUGCCCAGGCCGACAUUGGCGGCGGCGGCGGGAGCAGGGCCCCCAGCCACCCCUCUGGCCCUCUGGCCGAUCACCACUGUGCUUACACCAUCCUGCACAUCUUGAGUCACCUGAGACCUCAUGAGCAGCGGAGCGCCUCCGGCGGCAACCGAGAGCUUGUCAUGAGGGUCACGACGGUCUGAGAGCGGGGAGCGGGAGGGGCCGUAGCCGUGAGAGCCUGGGAGCCCGGGACCAGCCGGGGGGCAGGACCGACGUGGGCACGCGUCAGCCGAGGGGAGGGAGGGAGAGCAGGUGGGAGAGGGUGCGGGAGGAGGAGAGGCUGGGGCUGGGGGCGGAGGGGCGGAGGCGGCUCGCCUUCCUGGGAAUCCUCCGAGGCGACACUCCGCUCUGCGCCCGAGGAGCCCUCUGGGCAGUUGGUGUUUUCCAGGGAGUAAACUCUCCUUAAUAACAGAAACAGACAAACAAACAAACAAAAAACACACAAGCAAACUCGACAACUAAAGUACAAUGCAAACUAAAGCAAAAGCACACGGGAACACACACAUGCAGACACAUAUGGGCAGACACACGUACUGAAAUACAGGCAGACAUGUGGACACACAGAGAUAUAGACAGGCGGAUAUGUGUACAGAAAUACAGGCAGACAGGUGGACACACAAGUGGACACACAUACAGAGAUACAGGUGGAUUCAGGUACAGAUACAGGCAGACACAGGUGGACACACGUACAGAGAUAAAGGCAGACACGUGGACACAGAGAUAUAGACAGGUGGAUAUAUGUACAGAGAUAUAGGCAGACAUGUGGACACACAGAGAUAUAGACAGGUGGAUAUAUGUACAGAGAUACAGGCAGACAGGUGGGCACACAAGUGGACAUACAUACAGAGAUACAGGUGGACACAGGUACAGAUACAGGCAGACACAGGUGGACAUGUGGACACACAGAGAUAUAGACAGGUGGAUAUAUGUACAGAGAUACAGGCAGACAGGUGGACACACAUACAGAGAUACAGGUGGACACAGAUACAGAUACAGGCAGACACAGGUGGACACACAUACAGAGAUACAGGCAGACAGUGGACACACAUGCAAACACACAAGCAGACACAUGUAUAGAGAUACAAGCAGACAUAGGCGGGCAUAUACAUGUAGACACAUAUGGGCAGACAUGAAGGUGGACACAUGUAUAGAGAAAAAGGAAGGCAGGUGAAUACACAUAUAAACACAUGCAGUCAGAUACAGGUGGACACACACAUUCAGACACCCACAGGAGAAUACACAGGUGCAGACACAUACAGGCAGACACUGGUGGGCAUGCAUGUACAGAGUCACAGGUGGACACAUGUACAGAGAGAUAGGCAGGCAUAGAUGUAUACAUGUAUAGACACAGACGGACACACAUGUACAAACAUACAGGCAGAAACACAAGUGGACACUACAGACAUGCAGGUAGACACAUGUGCAAAUAUAUAGACAGAAGCACAGGUGAACACAUACAAACAGGUAGACACACAUGUACAGACAUAUAAGCAAACAUACAGUGGAUACAUACAGGCAGAGACACAAGUGAACACACACAGACACAGAUACACACAUACUAACACAGGGGUAGACACAAGUAAACACACACAUACAGAUAUACAGGCAGAUACACUGGUUGUUAUAUGUACAUAUAUAUUUAGGCAGAAACACAGGUGGACACACAUAUACAGACAUACAGGCAGGUAUACAGGUGGACACAUGCAGAUACAGGCAGAAACACAAGUGGAAACAGAUGCAGACACAUAGGAAUGGCUACACACAGGUGUACACACAUAGGAACACAGGGGGAUAUCCACAGGUGAACACACACACACACACAAAACAACUGGUGGAGGCAGUGCAGGGAUGGGGACCAAAGUGGUGUGUCUGUUGUCAAGAACAGCAGCUCUCUUGACUCACGUGUGCAAGCACGCAGAUGUGCACACAUGCAAACACAAGCACAUGGGAAGGGAGAUAAAGUGUGAAGAUGAUUGAAAGAUGACAAGUAUUUGUUGCCCUGUUUUGUUUCUAUCUUUGGGUUUGUUUUGUUCUCUCCGGGCCAUGGACAGUGGACAGUGGGCAGCGGGCAGUGGGGAGGGACUAGAGGGUGGGGCAAUGGGUGGGAAGGGAGGGCAGGGUUUGAGUGCAUCUCUUAAGAGCCUUGGGCUUUUCCUGGCUGGCAGUAUUAACAUACUUAUCUGGUCUUAGGGGGGGCAUUAGGGAGGGGAAAGUAUUGACUUUAGGGAGGGGUAAAUUUCUUAGUGUGAAUGGUUAAAGGUGGUGAGUAUCUCUCUGCCCCCUGCCUCAAAGACAGGAGACCCUAUUUUGAGCGUAUUACCCAAAAAGUUUGGGUUUAGAAUUGGGCUUUCUUGUGCCCCCAUAACCAGUAUUUUAAGGCGAUUUGACUCAAAAAAGUAUUUAUGGGGGAAAAAACCAACAACUAAGCACAUGUACACUUUUAAAACAAUAACAAGCAAAAACAAAAUAAACAGAAAAAGUACAGCUUUCCCGUGGGUAUCUCAAGCACAGUCCUGCUGCGGUCACAACCUUCAAAGUUGCCAAUCCAGGAACGUAGCCUUCCCAGCUAACCAAACUCUACCCAAGGGCAAGGGUAAAGCUAAUGUGCCACAUUCCCCCACCUUGAAGUGAUUGCACAAACCCAGGUCCCCCACCAUAGAAGGGCACCCUCCUAUCCCAAUCUCACCUCCAGAGAAUUGCGUUAGGAUGAAAGGUAGGUGGGAGCAAAGAGGGGAGAAUCAGGCAAAAGGCAGGAGGAGAGAUGGGUAUAAGUAGUCCCUGCUGCUUCUUUCCAUCUGUAAAAGGCAGGUCAGACUUACCUCCGUGCCCAGAAGACUGAUGUACCACCUGCUCCUCCUAUAUAGCCAGACAGCCCUGGUUGUCUGAGGCUGGUGGCCAGGCCACUGGGUCCCUAAGAGCCUACAUGGCCAUCUAAGGGAUCCUGAUCAUGUCAGUCCCUACCAAAGCUUGGGAUUAACUGAUCUUCAGAGUUUCUUCAAUGCACAAUGGCUGAGUCAUCUAUGGGUAUUAAAGGGACACUGUCAAGUACUUUUUUAACUAGUUUUUAGGGUUUUUUUUAACUCUCCAUUGUUUGUAAUAUUCUCUUAAAAGCUUGAAAAUAAAAUUUCUUUCCCUACCA
Molecule: messenger RNA, 4241 nt
Organism: Antechinus flavipes (yellow-footed antechinus)
Lineage: Eukaryota; Metazoa; Chordata; Mammalia; Dasyuromorphia; Dasyuridae
Gene: MARCHF4
Product: membrane associated ring-CH-type finger 4
Exons: 4
Coding region: 1-1245 (414 amino acids)
Biological process (GO): protein ubiquitination
Molecular function (GO): zinc ion binding; ubiquitin-protein transferase activity
Source: RefSeq, a predicted model, not a curated record